This is a messenger RNA of Echinops telfairi (small Madagascar hedgehog), 571 nucleotides long. RefSeq names its product mitochondrial import inner membrane translocase subunit Tim17-A-like. Gene Ontology annotation, cellular component: mitochondrial inner membrane; TIM23 mitochondrial import inner membrane translocase complex. Gene Ontology annotation, biological process: protein import into mitochondrial matrix. Gene Ontology annotation, molecular function: transmembrane protein transporter activity. The record is from RefSeq and is a predicted model, not a curated record. NCBI's taxonomy places the organism in Eukaryota, Metazoa, Chordata, Mammalia, Afrosoricida, Tenrecidae. The transcript has a single exon.
AUGGAGGAGUAUGCGUGAGAACCUUGCCCCUGGUGCAUCGUGGAGGACUGCGGUGGAGCCUUCACCAUGGGCACCAUAGGUGGUGGAAUCUUCCAAGCCAUCAAAGGUUUUUGGAAUUCGCCAGUGGGAGUCAACCAUAGACUACGAGGGAGUCUGACAGCCAUUAAGACCAGGGCGCCACAAUUGGGAGGCAGCUUUGCAGUUUGGGGAGGUCUGUUUUCCAUGAUUGACUGCAGUAUGGUUCAAGUCCGAGGCAAAGAAGAUCCCUGGAACUCCAUCACAAGUGGUGUCUUAACAGGAGCCAUCCUGGUGGCAAGAAAUGGACCAGUGGCCAUGGUUGGGUCAGCUGCAAUGGGUGGCAUUCUCCUGGCUUUAAUUGAAGGAGCUGGUAUCUUGUUGACAAGAUUUGCCUCCGCACAGUUUCCCAAUGGUCCUCAGUUUGCUGAAGAUCCCUCCCAGUUGCCGUCAACCCAGUUACCAUCCUCACCUUUUGGAGACUAUCGGCAAUGCCAGUAAGGACUGCUGCCCCUGGAUUUAGGCGAAAGAGCUAUAGUUCAAGAAGGAUUUGGGA